Messenger RNA from Aspergillus pseudonomiae, 1759 nucleotides. Its product is annotated as caspase family protein. The transcript is spliced from 9 exons. Gene Ontology annotation, molecular function: cysteine-type endopeptidase activity. The coding region runs from base 227 to 1477 and encodes 416 amino acids. Lineage: Eukaryota; Fungi; Ascomycota; Eurotiomycetes; Eurotiales; Aspergillaceae. The record is from RefSeq and is a predicted model, not a curated record. Gene Ontology annotation, biological process: proteolysis.
UUCUGUUCUUUCCCCACCAUUCUGUCUCCAGUGGGAAGAUAAGCUUACUUUUCUUCACGGUCUUGUGGAUUGAGGGGUUCGUGUUGAGUCCGAGACGGUGCACUGACUUUCUCCACACGAAGGAACUGUUUCUUGGCGAGGGGAAAUUGAUCACUCCCUCACUACACACGCACACACUUGUGAUCCUUUCACUGUCACGAGCAUCUUCUCAAAUCCAUCCUAAUUGAUGUACUACCAAAACUACAAUUACCCUCCCCCCCAAUCGGGCUGGGGAGGUGGUUACUAUCCGCCGCCGCAGCAACAGCAGCAACAGUGGGCACCGCCGCCGCAGCCUUACUAUUCCAAUGGAUAUCCUCCUCCAGCACAACCUCCCCAGUCAUAUUCUCCACCACAAUAUCCGCCUCCCGGUCAGUAUGGCCAUCACACUCCGACCCCGCCCCCGUCGUCGGGGUCACAGUAUCGCUCCUAUCACAGUCACUCGCCGUCAUGGGGCCAAAGCCAAACCCCCCCACGCCCUCCGAUGGAGGCGCAGCAGUUCGGCAAGGGAGCUCCGUCCAACUAUCGCUUCCAGUACUCCGCUUGUACGGGUCGACGGAAGGCUCUGUUGAUCGGCAUCAACUAUGCCGGACAACCGAACGCCCUCCGCGGCUGUAUCAAUGACGUGACCAAUAUGUCGACUUUCCUCCAUGAUCGAUAUGGCUACCGGAGAGAAGACAUGGUCAUCCUGACCGACGACCAACAGAACCCCAUGAGUGUCCCGACCAAAGCCAAUAUCCUGCGAGCAAUGCAAUGGCUGGUCAGGGAUGCGCAGCCGAACGAUUCGCUUUUCAUUCAUUUCUCAGGACAUGGCGGCCGAACGCCGGAUCUGGAUGGAGACGAGGAGGAUGGAUACGAUGAUGUUAUCUACCCGUUGGACUACCGUACGGCUGGACAUAUCGUAGACGACGACAUGCACGAUAUUAUGGUACGGCCGCUGAAACCAGGUGUGCGUCUGACUGCUAUUUUCGACUCCUGCCACUCGGGUACGGCCCUGGACCUUCCUUACGUGUACUCCACUCAGGGUGUUCUGAAAGAACCCAAUCUCGCCAAAGAGGCGGCCCAGGAUCUCUUUAGCGCCAUCACGUCAUAUGGACAAGGCGACUUUGCUAGUGUCGCCCAGACUGCAAUUGGCUUCCUCAAGAAAGCCGCCCUGGGCGACUCUGCACGCCAACGGACCGUUAGAACCAAGACCUCCCCUGCGGAUGUGGUUAUGUUUUCAGGCUCCAAGGAUACCCAGACUUCAGCGGAUACAUUCCAGGACGGAGAGGCUCGAGGUGCAUUGAGUUGGGCUUUUAUCAAGACAUUGAAACAGCGUCCACAGCAGAGCUAUUUACAACUGCUAAACUCGGUUCGGUCCGAAUUAGAAGGCAAAUACAGCCAGAAGCCGCAGCUGAGCUGCAGCCACCCUCUUGAUGUCAAUUUACUUUUUGUGAUGUGAUAUGUAUUGUACGAGACAUGAUGUAUGCGUAGUUGUUUUUUUUCUUUUCUGUUUGGGUUUACACAAUUCCAUGACAUUCAAUAGCAUUGCAUUGGCCUCGAGCAAAGUCCCGGCCAUAUUUCCUCUCGGCUUCACUUCUACGCAUUGUACGGCAUUGUUGAUCCGGAUCCUCUAUUAGUUUUCAUAUUCCCUAGUGCAUUCCAUGUCCUGAUUGAGACCCGAGAGGAGAGAAAUAAAGAUCACGCUAAACACUAGCGUUGGUAGUCAGUGUCUUCCUGGAUA